UGUGUCCCUGUGCACAGUCAGACGUAUUGUGCCCAUUUGCGCCACAGGAGUUAAGACCUUAUCACUGAGGAUACACUUCUCAGAAUGGCCGCCCACUGUUGGCGUCACAUGAGCUUUGGUUUGUGACAGCACACUGGGAACAUUGCAGCCAGUGACGUUCAUAACGGUAUUUAAUUGAUCUUGUUCACAUUUAUAAUCAGGCCAGGAUUUGAGAAGCAUUAUUACAUCUUUAAAAGGAGUUAAGGGUGGCAGAUUUGGUUUAAAUGCACGAUUGCUGAUUUGAUUUAUUUGUCAUUUAUUUGAUUUAUUUGUCAUUUACCAAUGCAUCCCACAGGGGAAAAGGGAUCAGACAGCCAUCAACAUAAAUGUUUAUUUACGUUACAAGCGAUGUUUUAUGGAACACUUUACCAAUGUAUUUGAGGUGUAAAAAGAAGUUAACCACUUAUGACUUAUAUGAUGCAUGACAGAUGCAAAGCUCCAUAUGAAAUGAACACAGAAGAGAGUGAGCAUCUUCUCAGCUAUUAAGCUUCUUUGUGCUAGUAGCGGAGCUACAUGAGGGCUAGCAGUUGGCAAGCAGAUGCGAAUAUGAAUGAAGGCAUGAAGGCAAUAGUUUGUAAGCCGAAUGCCACAGUUCCGGUGCAGCACCUUCCUCCCGACAGCCAACACUUACUGAGGCUUUUGAUCGACGAAAUAACCACAAGCUGUGUGUGUUGGGCUGAGUGAGGACUACUUGGGAAACAAAGUGACUCUCCCUGUGGAAAUCCUGGAUCCUCUACCCUGUCCACCAACAUGACCAACGUGGUGAUCGUCAAGGAGGGAUGGCUGCAUAAAAGAGGAGAAUACAUCAAGACCUGGAGGCCUAGGUAUUUUCUUUUGAAGAGUGAUGGUACAUUCAUUGGCUACAAAGAACGACCACAAGAUGUCGACCAGCUGGAAACCCCCUUAAAUAACUUCUCUGUAGCACAAUGCCAGCUGAUGAAGACGGAGCGACCGAAGCCCAACACAUUUAUCAUUCGCUGCCUGCAGUGGACCACUGUCAUCGAGCGCACCUUCCACGUAGAGACCCCCGAGGAGAGGGAAGAAUGGACAAAAGCCAUCCAGGCAGUUGCAGAAGGUCUGCAGAAACAAGAGGAGGAAAUGAUGGACUCCUCUCCAGACCCCAUGGACAUGGAGGUCUACCUGACCAAACCCAGACACAAAGUGACUAUGCACGACUUUGAAUACCUCAAGCUCCUGGGAAAAGGCACUUUUGGAAAAGUUAUCCUCGUAAAGGAGAAGGCCACGGGACGCUACUAUGCCAUGAAGAUCCUAAAAAAGGAGGUGAUCGUCGCAAAAGAUGAAGUGGCGCACACACUCACGGAAAACAGAGUCCUCCAGAAUUCAAAGCAUCCAUUCUUGACAGGAUUGAAAUACUCUUUCCAAACACACGACCGCCUUUGCUUUGUCAUGGAAUAUGCAAAUGGUGGCGAGCUUUUCUUCCACCUUUCAAGGGAUCGAGUAUUCUCAGAGGAGCGAGCUCGGUUCUACGGUGCAGAGAUCGUGUCGGCGCUUGACUAUCUGCAUGCUGAAAGAAACGUGGUAUAUCGAGAUCUAAAGUUGGAAAAUCUGAUGCUGGAUAAAGAUGGACACAUCAAGAUAACAGAUUUUGGCCUCUGUAAAGAGGGGAUCAAAGAUGGCGCCACCAUGAAAACUUUCUGUGGAACCCCAGAAUACCUGGCACCUGAGGUACUCGAGGACAACGACUAUGGCCGUGCUGUGGACUGGUGGGGUCUUGGCGUAGUGAUGUAUGAGAUGAUGUGUGGCAGGCUGCCUUUCUACAACCAGGACCACGAGAAGCUGUUUGAGCUCAUCCUCAUGGAAGACAUCCGCUUCCCACGGACACUCGGUCUAGAGGCACGUUCGCUGCUCUCUGGACUUCUCAAGAAAGACCCCAUGCAGAGGUUAGGGGGCGGUCCCGAUGAUGCCAAGGAGAUCAUGCAGCACAAAUUCUUUGCUGGGAUCGAAUGGCAAGACGUUUAUGAGAAAAAGUUGGUCCCACCCUUCAAGCCCCAGGUUACCUCGGAGACAGACACGCGAUAUUUUGAUGAGGAGUUCACUGCACAGACCAUCACCAUUACGCCACCCGGACAAGACGACAGCAUGGAGUCCUUCGACAGCGAGCGGAGGCCCCACUUCCCUCAGUUCUCUUACUCUGCCAGUGGGGUGGCCUGAACCGCACUUCCACAUUCCUCCGCUCCUACCAUCAACUCCCACCAAAACCCUCCUCUUCCGCCCGACUGCACCCUCCACAAAGACUGGGGCCUCUGCCUCGUCCUCCCAGCAUUCUCUACGUAUAGCCAUUGCAGAACAUCACCUUCACCUCAUCUCCAAACUUGUGUUCUCCAGGAAGCGGGAAGGGCGAGAGGACACAAACAGAGCCGUGCAAGUUUGCAGUUAACACUAGUCUUCAUCUCCUGGUUGUCACGUUGUCUGGCGUGCAGGCAUCCACACACAUAAACAUACACACACACACACACACACACACUAUUAGUUUUGAUGCAAAUAUUGAGCUACUGCCAUGAGUUGCAAGAAGGGCUGUUGUUUCUUUUUUUCAAACCCUAAUUGAACAGGAGUCAAUCAUUUCAAGUACUAAUAAAUAGUACCAUGGACCAAAAACAUACAAUAAUCUGGUGUGUGUGCCUGCGUGUGUGUGUGCUUGUGUUUAUCGGUUGACUCCACUCCAAAUCAAAACCAAACCUUUCAAGACAUUUACCCGGGUCUCAAAAGUGAAUGUACCGUUUGAAAUAAAGGCAAUCUUUCGUGCAUGUAAACACCUCAAUGAGUGUAAUGAAUCAGUUACGUGAAAGGCAGAGCAAUGGCAAAGGGUUUGAUUAUUGUUAAGGUAAACCUCCUAGAUCUAAGUGUUUGCACACAAAGAUGUUUCUAGUUUCUCGUUGCCUUCCUUUUUUUUCUAAAUGCUGCGCAGCGAACUGAUCCCGAAAAUGUUCGGGCCCUCGCUGAAUCCUCAGAACCUCUUCUCUCCUGUAGAGUUUUCUUUCUAGUAAAGAGUAUUGGGUGUUUUUCAUCCAGUGCUUCCUCUGCAGCCUCAGUGAGGUCACUUUAACAUGAUACAUUUCUGUAGUAACACAAAGUGGGCUUCAGGGGAAAAUUCACCAAGAGUCAUUUUUCAUUUGCGUCUUACAGGGAAUUUGUGUCCCUUCACCAAUUUCUUAUUUAUAUGAGACCAGCAUUUAACUAUUAUUAACGAGUUUUAAUGUGCCAAUGAAAUGCACCUUCCUUCCCCAAAAUGAUUGUAUCUGGAUUUUUGUAUUUUGUGGUUGGUAAAGACUAAAUUAGUAUGUGAUAUUCAAUUGUUGUGAUAAGUUAAAAUCUUUUAAAAAAAAACAUAGCUGCGGCUAAACUGGGAUCGUUGAGAACCUGCACACUUUCAAGUGUUUUUCAGUCUGGUUAAGAUGACAGAUAAUCAUUUUUCAAAAGUGCAUUAUGCCUUAUUGAAUGUAACGGUUUUUAUUCUUCGUUUUCACUUCAAACGUUUUUGAUUUUUUUUUUAACCUGAUUGUUGCUUAUUCCUAUGCACACCCCCCCUUUUUGCGGUCACCUUAUGAAAAAUAGGGAAAUUCAUUUUAUAUUUUUUAUUUUUAGUGCAACUUUUUUUGUACCUGCCCUACCAUAAUAUUCACAAGACUGAGGACACCAGCUUUAGUAAACAAAUAAUAUAAACUUUGUACACUGUUUUUACUUGUUUCUUUCAAACUGAUGGAAUAAAAGGUCUUAACAAUG
This is a messenger RNA of Doryrhamphus excisus (bluestripe pipefish), 3780 nucleotides long. It is a transcript of the gene akt1, whose product is annotated as AKT serine/threonine kinase 1. Gene Ontology annotation, molecular function: protein serine/threonine kinase activity; ATP binding. Lineage: Eukaryota; Metazoa; Chordata; Actinopteri; Syngnathiformes; Syngnathidae. The record is from RefSeq and is a predicted model, not a curated record. Gene Ontology annotation, biological process: protein phosphorylation.